CAGGCGACCAACGACGAUGGCGGGACGGACGACGGGCAGGUGCAGUUCCGCUCGCUGAUCGCGCAGGGGAUCCUGCACCUGUAUGAGGGCUGGAGCGGCUUCACGCGAUACUGGGACGAGUGCUCGAGCACGCCGUUCCUGCGGUCGGGGGCGGCGGACCAGGUGGUGACGUAUGACGACCCGCUGUCCCUGGGCCUCAAGGCGGCGUUCGCCCGGCAGUCGGGGAUGCUCGGCGUGAAUAUGUUCGAUGUGCAUGGGGACACGGACCAAUGGGACCUGACGGAUGCGCUCAGGAAAGGUCUUGGCGUGUCCUGAGUGGCGGCGAAUCUUCUGAACUGCUGUGUUUCGCGCGUUCAUCCGGUGUUAGCUCUGACUCUACUGUGCUAUCUAGAUGUUGUGCAGUUUCUGGUUGACUGCAUGGGUACACAUCUCGUUUCCAUUGCACCCCGCCGGUCUCAUGCUGAAAUGGUCAUCUUGGGAAAUUGGCGAACGGUCAGCAUCGUUAUGCAAUGAACGGAUCGCGGCAACGUCCCAAACAUACGUGAUCAAUUACGGGUCUCUCCUUAUUCUUCGUAUAUUAUAAUCAAGUCGUCAUGGAGGCAUAACACGGAAGAGGCUGAUCAUGUUGUACGUAGACCUAUAUCUACACUAAAAGAGUCCUUUAGGAUAUGUCACGGAAGGGAUUAAGUGCGGAACAUUGAUAUUCCACACUUAAACCCAUCCAUACAAUGUUGUAUCUGUUUGUCGCAAGCAUGCUAGCUCCCUAGCCCUUCAUAUAUUCGUCUGUGAUUGCGUAGAAAGACAGUCCGGCGUGUGGGUAUUUGAUGUAUACCCCUGCCGAGGAGUGGGUAUGUUUGAAUGGACAGGGAAUCGGGUGCGAAUUUUUGGCUUAAUGGAGCAUAAACGAUUUUGGCGGCCACGGAUGGGCUGUGUACCAUGACUUCAGUCAAAAUUACACGCCAACAAGGACAAGUGGCGUACUGGUAGCGGAUGUUGUCUUUUCAUAUUAAUUAAAGCCCAAGGGCCUUCUUCCAGUUAGGCGUGGCAGAGGGCAUGCUA
Molecule: messenger RNA, 1059 nt
Organism: Postia placenta MAD-698-R-SB12
Lineage: Eukaryota; Fungi; Basidiomycota; Agaricomycetes; Polyporales; Adustoporiaceae
Exons: 2
Coding region: 392-583 (63 amino acids)
Source: RefSeq, a predicted model, not a curated record